UGUGUCCGGCGGCGGGCGGGAGGCUCGCGGAUCGCCAUAUAGGUCCGCUUGCCGGCAUGAGCGAUGAGCUGGCUGCUGCCGCUGUCCCACACCGUGACGCUGACCGUCGUGCACGUGAGGCGAGGCAUUUGCGGGCUUGGGAUGUUCUAUGCGGUGAGGAGAGGCCGCAAGACCGGCGUCUUCCUGAGCUGGAGGGAGUGCAGAGCGCAGGUGGACCGGUUUCCUGCCGCCAGGUUUAAGAAGUUUGCCACAGAAGAUGAAGCUUGGGCCUUUGUCAGGAACUCUUCAAGCCCAGAGGGCUCAAAGGGGCAGGAAACUGCACAUGUGAAGACCAGCAAGCGGCCUUGGGAGCCUCUGAAUGAAGGGGAAGAACUGCCCGAGCCAGGGGCAAAGCACACCAAACGGAACACGGAACACAUUGAACCUGAUCCCCCAGUGAGCAAGGACAUGUUUUCUUAUAUGGGAGAAUCUGUUAUCGUCUACACGGAUGGCUGCUGUUCCAGUAACGGGCGGAAUCGAGCCAGAGCAGGAAUUGGCGUUUACUGGGGGCCAGGCCACCCCUUAAAUGUAGGUGUCAGACUUCAUGGGCGACAGACAAACCAGAGAGCCGAGAUCCAUGCAGCCUGCAAAGCCAUCAUGCAAGCCAGGGCUCAGAACAUCAGCAAGCUGGUUCUUUACACAGACAGCAUGUUCACCAUCAAUGGGAUAACCAGCUGGGUCCAGGGCUGGAAGAAGAACGGCUGGAGGACGAGCACGGGGAAGGACGUGAUCAACAAGGAGGACUUCAUGGAGCUGGACGAGCUCAGCCAGGGCAUGGACAUCAAGUGGAUGCACAUUCCUGGUCACUCGGGAUUUGUGGGCAACGAAGAAGCCGACAGGCUGGCAAGGGAAGGCGCGAAGCAGUCUGAAAACUGAGCAAAGUGGUUGCUACACACUUGGACCCGAGGCAGUGACUGUGCAUUUGCCCUGAUGUGCUGUGGGGCCACAGCUGGAAGAGUCAACCAUGACCUGUGACACAGCUUGAUGAGAAGUGCUUAAAUGAUGGAAAGGGGAGGUUGAGCUCACAUUUCUGGGAAGUUUCAGCCUUUGUACCUUGUGGGUCUGAUAUUCUUGUUUGAUUUGUUGCAAUCUGGCCCAAAAUGUUCCAGCUUGAUUUCAGUAGGGAUCGGUGAGACACUGGUCAGUAGGUGUGGUCUAAAGGUUCCAGAAUGUUUAUUUUCCUUCCGAUGUGCACAGGUACAAGCCUCCUGCCCUUGCAGGCACCCUGUGUCUUCUGUGUGCAUCAGAGAUGACAUGGCCAUGCGGGAGCCAAGGCUGGUCUGAGGCCAGGCAGAACCUGCGUCCAGGUGACCUUGGCUCCUGGAGCUGAGAACUUUAAAAAUCAAGAUGCAUACAUAUAUUGCUAUUAGAUUUCUUUGGCUGUUUUUCCUAAAAAUACUAUAUAAAUUUAAAACAUGUUUAAAGUUAUCCUUAUUUAUUUUUAUAAUAAAAAUAUACAGGAAUUACACAAAAUCAUGCAGUUU
Molecule: messenger RNA, 1523 nt
Organism: Microtus oregoni (creeping vole)
Lineage: Eukaryota; Metazoa; Chordata; Mammalia; Rodentia; Cricetidae
Gene: Rnaseh1
Product: ribonuclease H1
Exons: 8
Coding region: 64-915 (283 amino acids)
Biological process (GO): DNA replication, removal of RNA primer
Molecular function (GO): RNA-DNA hybrid ribonuclease activity; nucleic acid binding; magnesium ion binding
Source: RefSeq, a predicted model, not a curated record